Molecule: messenger RNA, 2703 nt
Organism: Cicer arietinum (chickpea)
Lineage: Eukaryota; Viridiplantae; Streptophyta; Magnoliopsida; Fabales; Fabaceae
Product: galactinol--sucrose galactosyltransferase
Molecular function (GO): galactinol-sucrose galactosyltransferase activity
Source: RefSeq, a predicted model, not a curated record
UUAUCAAAAUUGAAAACCAUAUCACAACACAAAUCAGGCAAGUUUUGAUUCACUUAAUGAAAUCAAAUAUACAACACAAAAUACCAAACUAACUAAAUUUCCUCCUAUUCUAUUUUUGCACAUUUUCACUCUCAACUAUAUACACAAUCAUUUUCCAUUCUCCAUCUUUAUUCAUUGAAAAAUGUCUCCUCCAAAUCCAAACAAAAACUCCGACCACAUCAUGAACACUUGUUCUACUCCAUCUUUCACCUUAUUCGAGUCAACACUAAAAGUCAAUGGCCACGUCAUCCUCACCGAUGUCCCCAAAAACAUCACCAGCAAAUCCAAUGGUUCCUUCCUGGGCUUCAAAACCACCGAACCAAAAAGUCGCCACGUGGCACCCAUUGGAAAAUUAAAAAACAUAAACUUCACAAGCAUAUUCCGGUUCAAAGUAUGGUGGACCACUCUUUGGACCGGGUCAAAUGGAAAAGACCUUGAAACCGAAACCCAAUUUCUCAUGCUCCAAAAUUCGGAUUCGGGUCGACCCUAUGUUCUCUUACUCCCAAUAAUAGAAGGCCCAUUCCGUGCUUCAUUACAACCCGGAGAAAACGACAACAUUGAAGUAUGCGUGGAGAGUGGUUCAACUUUAAUAACAGAAUCUCAAUACGACGCUGUCGUUUACCUUCACGCAAGUAACGAUCCAUUUAAACUAGUGAAAGAAGCGAUCAAAACUGUGAGGGCCCACUUAGGAACAUUCAAACUUCUAGAAGAAAAAACGGUUCCGGGAAUAGCGGACAAGUUUGGAUGGUGUACGUGGGACGCAUUUUAUCUUAAGGUACACCCUCAAGGAAUUUGGGAAGGUGUGAAGGGUUUAACCGAUGGUGGUUGUCCACCUGGCUUUGUUUUAAUCGACGAUGGUUGGCAAUCUAUUGCUCAUGAUGAUGAUCCGGUUAAUACUAUUGAAGGGAUUAAUCGGACGGCUGCAGGUGAACAAAUGCCAUGUAGGUUGAUUAAUUUUGAAGAGAAUUAUAAAUUUAAGGAAUAUAAAAAAGGUUUAGAUUUAGGUUUAGGUGGAUUUGUUAAGGACUUGAAAAAUGGAUUUAAGAGUGUUGAGUAUGUGUAUGUGUGGCAUGCUUUGUGUGGUUAUUGGGGUGGGGUUAGACCGGGUGUUGAGGGUUUACCUGAAGCUAUUGUAGAGAAACCUAAAUUGACCGUUGGAUUAGAAACUACUAUGGAAGAUUUAGCUGUUGAUAAGAUUGUUAAUAAUGGUGUUGGAUUGGUUCCUCCACAUUUGGUUGAUCAAAUGUAUGAAGGAAUUCACUCUCGUUUGGAAGAGGCUGGAAUUGAUGGGGUCAAAGUUGAUGUCAUCCAUUUGCUAGAGAUGGUGUGCGAAAAGUAUGGAGGCAGAGUUGAAUUGGCCAAAGCAUAUUACAAAGCUCUCACAACUUCAGUGAGAAAACAUUUCAAUGGCAAUGGUGUGAUUGCUAGCAUGGAGCAUUGCAACGAUUUCAUGAUGCUUGGAACUGAAGCCAUAUCCCUUGGUCGUGUUGGUGAUGAUUUUUGGUGCACUGACCCAUACGGUGAUCCAAAUGGAACAUAUUGGUUACAAGGUUGUCACAUGGUGCAUUGUGCAUACAAUAGUUUAUGGAUGGGAAACUUUAUCCAACCAGAUUGGGAUAUGUUCCAAUCUACACACCCUUGUGCUGCUUUCCAUGCAGCCUCUAGAGCCAUAUCUGGUGGUCCUAUUUACAUUAGUGACACUGUUGGAAAUCACAAUUUUGACCUUCUUAAGUCUCUAGCUUUGCCUGAUGGUACUAUUCUUAGAUGUCAACAUUAUGCACUCCCAACUAAGGAUUGUCUCUUUGUUGACCCUUUACAUGAUGGCAAAACAAUGCUCAAAAUAUGGAACCUAAACAAGUACACUGGAGUUCUUGGUGUGUUUAACUGCCAAGGAGGAGGAUGGUUUCGUGACAUAAGAUCAAACAAAUGUGCUUCUGAGUUUUCUCAUUUGGUAUCAACCAAAAUCAACAUCAAAGACAUUGAAUGGAGCAUUGGAAAAAGUCCAAUUUCAAUUGAAGGUGUAAAACUUUUUGCUUUAUAUUUCAACCAAGCAAAAAAACUCAAACUUUUCUCUCCACAUGACACUGAAGAAAUCUCUUUGGAACCAUUUAAUUUUGAGCUAAUAACUAUUUCACCUGUCACUUUAUUUCCUAAAAAGUCCUUCAAGUUUGCUCCUAUUGGUUUGGUUAAUAUGUUAAACAAUGGAGGGGCAAUUCAGUCAUUUGACUUUGAUGAGGCUCAAAAUUUGGUUGAAGUUGGAGUUAGAGGUAGUGGUGAAAUGAGAGUGUAUGCAUCAAAGAAACCAACAAAUUGUAGAAUUGAUGGCAAUGAAGUUGAUUUUGAAUAUGAAGAGUUUAUGGUUGUAAUUCAAGUACCAUGGCCUAGUUCUUCAAAAUUGUCCUUUGUUCAAUAUAUAUUUUGAGCAUAGGAUGAGAUUGUUGAUCAUUAAAUAUAUGAUUUUCUUUUUAUGUUCUUUUAAUUUCAUGUUUGUAUUGAACAAUACUAAGUUAGAAAAAUGUUUGAUGUUAAGGGACUUUUUUAUCCCUUAUUUGUAUGUUUGAUAACUUACUUUCUAGUAUUAUAACUUAAGGAUUGAACUAUUGUGUAUUUAAGAAAAGCAAGUUUGCUUAUUUAUUUAACCAAUAAAUGUCAUUUUCUUUUUUC